Strongylocentrotus purpuratus (purple sea urchin) is the source of this 1590-nucleotide messenger RNA. Its product is annotated as retinol dehydrogenase 12. The transcript is spliced from 9 exons. The record is from RefSeq and is a predicted model, not a curated record. Bases 339 to 1310 code for a protein of 323 amino acids. Lineage: Eukaryota; Metazoa; Echinodermata; Echinoidea; Camarodonta; Strongylocentrotidae.
UAAAUAGAUAUCUGUCUACAGCUAUCUACAUAUCUACAGCCAUAGCCAUUUCCGUAAAAUCCUGCAUUUCUAUGCAACCUCGCACGAUUAUAGUAUGCAUCAUUCACACAUAUAUUAAUCUACAGAUCCUCGAGUUCACGAAUCUACAUCCCUCGAAAGCGUAUAGGUGGGAUUGCGCAACAGCUUGUAGAAGUCGUCUGUACUCUGCCGUGCAUUGUGCAUAAUCAGUUGAUUAAACUAAAGAAUCAGACUAGGCGUAAAUAGUCAAACUUGACUGAACGCAAAAACUACAACCAACAACAACAACAGUGGUGCAUAAUAUUUUUGUGACUGUCACAAUGGGGUCACAACCUAGUCUUCCAGAGGUCAAUCUUGUUGAUAAGACGAUCGUUGUAACAGGAGCAAAUACAGGGAUUGGAUAUGAGACGGCCAAGGCACUAGCUCAAGCAGGGGCAAAGGUCAUUGUAGCAUGCCGAUCAGAGUCUAAAGCAACCGAGGCCAUUGAACGAAUGAAAAAGGAGCAUGUUGAAGAGAAAACAGAUCCGAAAAAGCAGAAAGUACAAAUAAAGGCCGAUGACCUCAACGUUGAAUUCAUGGCCCUUGACCUAGGGUCACUAGAAAGUACGAUGACCUUCGUUGAAGCCUACAAGAGCAAGGGUCUUCCUCUACAUGUUCUUGUGUGCAAUGCCGGUAUCAUGUUUGGCCCAGAAGAACUGACGUCUGACGGAUACGAGCCUCAUUUCCAAAUCAACUAUCUCUCUCAUUUCCUUCUCAUCCUCCACCUCCUGCCCGUCCUGAAGAGCUCUGGUCCCGGUGCCCGGAUCGUUUCGGUGUCUUCCUCGUUGUAUAGCUUUGCCAACUGGAAUGCCAGCGAUUUGCAGUGUUUGAAGAACAACGACAGAGGAAAACGAUACUCCAAUUCAAAAUGCUAUCAGGUCAUGCACAUGUUCUCAUUGGCUCAACGGUUAGAAGGGUCAGGGGUCAACGUGUUUUCGCUGCACCCCGGUGUCGUCAACACAGAGCUUGCAUCGCGUGACGGGCAGCAGGUACCGGGGUACGUGAAACUUUUUAGCGGCGCGGGAAGGAAACUGUUGCGGACUCCAUUCGACGGUGCAUUGACAUCUCUCCACGCCGCCGCUAACCCGGCCUACGACGAUAAGACUGCCCUCUUCUUUGACAGCUCAAAGCCCAAAAGUGUUAAUGCCAUGGCAAGUAACAAGGAAAAGCAGGAGAUUCUGUGGAAAUAUUCCUUGGAAUGCCUGAAGGAUCACAUCACAGAGGAUGUCAUGAAGGAACUCGCAUCAGCAUAAGUAACCUGGUACCCGUUUCACGCAGCGUUUUUUCAAUGACAUAUGACAAAAAUCAGUGACAAAUCUGCUGAUAUCCAAUCAGAAGCAAGGAAUUCAGUAGCUUAUAACAAAAAAUGUCGUUGGUCACUGAUGAAAAGUUCUGUCAAACGCCUCCCUGGACCCUUCGGACAAUUGUUUAUAUUUUUUAAAGGUGAAAUAAUGCCUUUGCAAUAAAUUCUCUUUUCAAUUAUAAAUGACAAAAAUCAGUGACAAAUCUGCUGAUAACCAAUCAGAAGCAAGG